This is a messenger RNA of Phyllostomus discolor (pale spear-nosed bat), 3235 nucleotides long. It is a transcript of the gene LMNTD1, whose product is annotated as lamin tail domain containing 1. The coding region runs from base 534 to 1814 and encodes 426 amino acids. NCBI's taxonomy places the organism in Eukaryota, Metazoa, Chordata, Mammalia, Chiroptera, Phyllostomidae. The transcript is spliced from 8 exons. The record is from RefSeq and is a predicted model, not a curated record. Gene Ontology annotation, cellular component: cytoplasm; nuclear envelope.
AGUCCAAAAUAGGACAUCAAAAGUUUUGGUGACAAAGUUUGUCUGGUGGGAGAUCUGGCUCUCCUAAAAGCAAAUCACUUUAUUUCAUGUGUACAAACAGGAAAACAAGUGCAACAACAUCAUAGUAAUUGUUCCGAGACUAGAACUAUGUAGUUAUGGAGACAUUACCUCACAGUGUUCUACGGGCAGCAUUGGCCACAUAUAAGCAUUUUCGUCAUGAAGAUAGCUAUGCUGGGUUACCACCCUGCCUCUUGAGCUGCUUCCAGUGAAUGCUUCAUACCUUCACUUUAAUUUGUCUAAUAGCCUUAGCCAUUAACAAUAUUGGCUAUGUCAGAACUUACAUAUUCCCAUUAGAAUCCUUGUCCUGGCACUGGCUUGGUAAAUCAUUAACCCUGGAAAGUGCUUUAAGGUAGUUAGAUUAGUAGGUGAGGUCACUUGAAAAAGAAAAUCUGAUUUGAACCUCAGCUAUAUGCCUUGCCUAAUGUCAUGAUCUGUUUUCCCAGGAAAGAAAAUAGACUUUUCUUCUAUCCAAGAUGAAAGACAUACAAGUCACUCAUGAUACAUCAGCAGCCCUGCGAAGUCAAGUCCCUAAGAAGAAGGAGAAGACAGAGGAAAAAACCCAAAAAGAAGAUACACAUGAUGACCUCUCAAAGACACAGCAAUCUUCAGUACAUUUUUUGCCAGGUUUUGUAAAUUCAGAUACCACAACACCAUCACUGUCAUGGUCAUCGUCCAGUGAAAUACCCCCCAGUCAUAGCCCACCUAGCUAUCAGAUUAGUGGAGUGACAGCUGCACCGAAGUGUUCUAAAUCUACCUCACUGAACCGUCUCCAAUCAGAUAACAACUUAGCUUUCUUUGUCGCUUCCCUCUUUGAUUUCUUUGAAAGAAUCAACAGGUUUAUAGUUUCCAAAGAAAAAGAGCAGACUCUGUCAGUCCCUGCUUCUGAGCUCGCUGUGACUGGUGAAGGGGAGGAUUAUUUCCUAUCUUUGUUUGGUGAUUCAGAGAAACUCACUACACACUCAUUCCAUACCAACAAAAGUUGGAAGCACUUUUCUGUGAUUCUUGAAGAAGUGGGCCAUUGUAGAUCCAGUGCUUUUGGAGAUAUUAAAAUCGAAGAAGUGAAGGAUGCAUAUGUGAAACUCCAUAACUCUUCCAUUGACAAAGAACAGGAGAUUGGAAAUCAUAUUCUCCAGCAAAAUGUGAAUGGACAAGCAGUCUCUUUGUUCCGUUUCCCCCCAAACACCAUAAUGAAUGCCAAUUCCACAGUGACAGUCUGGAUAGCAGCAUCCAAAGCACGGCAUGAGCCACCAUCAGAUUUUCUUUGGAAGGGAGAAAACAACUUCAGCACAAGCCCAGUUUGUACAACAAUUCUGUGCAAACCUAAUGGUGAGGCCAUUGCCUGGUAUACUCCUAUUCACUGGAAGCAAGCAUGGGAGAAAUUAGAGACUGACAUUGAAUUUGAGGAAUACUCAGUGUUAAGUCCAACAUCUCAAAGGCACGUGUUCCAUUGGCCAAAAGCUGCAACUACAACUCAAGAAAAAUGUGAUCAACCUAAUAAAGAUAUCUUAAACUAUCAGAUAGAACCAGUUCCACAAUUUCUUAAGAGAGAAAAAGAAGUCCCACCAGCUCUUUUCCCCAGUCACAGCCCUUGGUGUGACAGUCCCAAUGCCCCUGCACAUCCCUACUGUCCUCUGAUUGAGCCUCGCAGUACCAGCACAGCUGGAUGCAGCUUACCUAGACCACGCAGGCCUCAACCAGGCCUGAUUCUGCCCUGGACGACAAUACCCAUAUCUAGCGAACAUAAGGAUGUCUGACCUGUCGCAGCCAGCCCUCAUCACACAGGAGAGGAAGCCAGCAGCACGCAAGAGGGUGGCUUCUUUUAGAAAAGAUAAUUCCUCUGGACUUUACUGUAACCAUUUCUUAAAGAAGGUGAUAGAGUUUGUGGACAAGGUAAAAUAUUUGUUUUUUAGACUGUUAAGAAAAAAACACUGGUCUAAAGCAAAACCAGCAGAGCCUUCAUUCUGUGCACAUGAAGUUUUCCAAUCAAUAAUUUCAGUCUUUUAUACCUUACCCAACUGUUGGGUCUACAACUUCUGUUAUUUCUGCAGAUGUACUUUCCAAAAGUACCUGUUACAGGAAUUCUAAAUCUUGUGGUCUGUUGAUUCACCAUGCUUGGAAUCUGUCUUCUUAAUGCAUGGGUUAAUUUAGCUUCUUAAUGACUGGCACUAAUAAACGAAGUUUCUAAGGAGUAACUAGUUGUGAGUUUUUAAACCUGCCUACACUUCCUUCAAAUCCAGCCAAGAUGGUCUCAUCUUCCUGUUUGUGAUGCGUAGGAUUUUCCCCAUGGAUAGGAAAUGAAGCCAAAAGUCCAAGAAUGUUUUAAUUAAAUAAUCUAAUAGAGUUUCUUUAAAAAAGCAUUCUCAUUUCUUAUUUUUAGUUUAUUCUAUGCUUAUCAAGAGUAUAGAAGUUGAGAAAAUAACAAAAUGUGCUCAUUUUUCAUGUUGACCCUUUGGGUAGUCAGAAGGUAUGAUUGCUUCAGUUUUUGAGAACAAAUACUUUCUAUAUCUUAUAGCUCUGCUUAAUUUAAUUUAACUUAACUGAUGUGUAUUUAUAUAGCAUAUGCAGGAAGAUGGGGCAUAUAUAGUCUUGAAAUGUGAGGAUGAGAAAAGUGAGACUUUUCCCCCAAUAUCUAUUUUUUAAAUAAAAACAAAUUAAUUGCAAAAUUAGCAUUGACCAUUGAACUUUUUUUAAUACAUAAAAACAUCAAGAGCAAAAGAUUAUUUUUAAAAAGUCAUGUUUGUGUCAAGAGAUGCAAACAUAUACUUGUAUACCAGUGUUCACGGCAGCAUUAUUUCACAAUAGCUGAAAGGUGGAAACAACCCAGCUGUUUAUCAACAGAUGAAUGGAUUUUUAAAAUGCGGUAUAUGCAUAUAACAGAAUAUUAUUCAUCUAUUAAAAAGUAAAAUUUUAAUAUAUGUUACAACAUGGAUUAUGCUUGAGAACAUUAUACUGAAAGAAAUAAGCCAGAUACAGAAUAACAAAUAUUCUAUGAUUCCAUUUCUCUGAGGUGGCCAGAAUAGACAAAAUCAUAGAAAUGGAAGGGGUAAUAGUAUUUAGUAGGGGUUGGGGGUAGGUGAAAUAGGAAGUCAUUGCUUAAUGGGUACAGAAUCUCCUUUCAGGAUGAUGAAAAAGUUCUGGUUAUAGCAAGUGAUGCUGGUUACACAACAUUGCAAAU